This is a messenger RNA of Camponotus floridanus (Florida carpenter ant), 3494 nucleotides long. RefSeq names its product putative pre-mRNA-splicing factor ATP-dependent RNA helicase PRP1 (gene Dhx15). The transcript has 9 exons. Gene Ontology annotation, molecular function: RNA binding; ATP binding; RNA helicase activity. The record is from RefSeq and is a predicted model, not a curated record. Lineage: Eukaryota; Metazoa; Arthropoda; Insecta; Hymenoptera; Formicidae. Gene Ontology annotation, cellular component: intracellular anatomical structure; spliceosomal complex. The coding region runs from base 134 to 2293 and encodes 719 amino acids.
UGCCGUUACCACAAAGACAGGAAGCUUCGGGAUCGCUGCUAGCGCUUGCUUGCCAUUUUGACUGACGCCUUGCCUGAAAUUUCGUAAACAGUUUUAGCUUCUGCUUGGCUGCUCUUGAAGUGACGAGGACGCUAUGUCGAAGCGUAGGAUUGAGGUCGUGGACCCUUACGUCAAGCGAAAAGCCACGGACAGCUCAACAUCUAAUAAUGCGACAGCUGCACCAUCCACAGCGACGAAAAGCCAAGUGCAAUUCAAUCCAUAUACUAUGCUGCCAUAUACACCGAGAUACUAUGAACUUUACAAGAAAAGGAUAACUCUGCCUGUAUUUGAAUAUCGUACUGAUUUUGUGAGAUUGUUAUCUCAACAUCAAUGUAUUGUUCUUGUUGGAGAGACUGGUUCUGGGAAAACUACACAGAUACCGCAAUGGUGUGUAGAAUAUUCAAGGAGUAUUGGAAACAAAGGUGUUGCCUGUACAUCUCCAAGAAGAGUAGCAGCUAUGAGUGUAGCUCAAAGAGUUUCAGAAGAAAUGGAUGUUGCCUUAGGUCAAGAGGUAGGAUACAGUAUCCGUUUUGAAGAUUGUAGCUCACCAAGGACUGUACUAAAGUAUAUGACUGAUGGUAUGUUACUUCGUGAAGGCAUGUCUGACCCUAUGCUAGAUGCAUAUCAAGUGAUACUGCUCGAUGAAGCACAUGAAAGAACAUUAGCUACUGACUUGCUUAUGGGUGUUUUGAAAGAAGUGAUCAAGCAAAGACCCGAUUUGAAACUUGUGAUUAUGAGUGCCACUUUGGACGCUGGAAAGUUUCAACAAUAUUUCGAUAAUGCACCACUUAUGAAUGUACCUGGUAGAACGCAUCCAGUUGAAAUAUUUUAUACACCGGAGCCGGAAAGAGACUAUUUAGAAGCUGCAAUUAGAACCGUUAUUCAAAUCCAAAUGUGUGAAGAAAUUGCCGGGGACCUUUUAUUAUUUUUAACUGGUCAAGAGGAAAUUGAGGAAGCUUGCAAGAGAAUUAAAAGGGAAAUGGACAACUUGGGACCCGAAGUCGGUGAAUUAAAGUGUAUACCGCUGUAUUCAACGCUGCCGCCAAAUCUUCAACAGAGAAUAUUUGAACCUGCUCCACCUACUAAACCUAAUGGUGCUAUCGGUCGCAAAGUCGUAGUUUCGACUAAUAUUGCAGAAACAUCGUUGACUAUCGACGGUGUUGUUUUCGUGAUAGAUCCUGGUUUUGCCAAACAAAAAGUAUAUAAUCCCAGAAUUCGUGUCGAGUCUCUUUUAGUAUCCCCUAUUAGUAAGGCUUCAGCACAACAACGAGCCGGUCGUGCUGGUAGAACAAGACCUGGAAAAUGUUUCAGAUUGUACACAGAAAAGGCAUAUAAAAAUGAAAUGCAGGAUAAUACUUAUCCUGAAAUUUUGCGUUCCAAUCUUGGAAGUGUUGUGUUGCAAUUGAAGAAACUUGGUAUUGAUGAUCUGGUACAUUUUGAUUUUAUGGACCCACCUGCACCUGAAACUCUCAUGAGAGCUUUGGAACUUUUGAAUUAUUUGGCAGCUCUUGAUGAUGAUGGGAACUUGACAGAUCUCGGAGCAGUGAUGGCGGAAUUUCCAUUGGAUCCCCAAUUAGCAAAAAUGCUUAUAGCUUCUUGCAAUCAUAAUUGCAGCAAUGAAAUACUCAGCAUUACUGCUAUGCUCUCAGUCCCACAGUGUUUUGUGAGACCAAACGAAUCGAAAAAGGCUGCGGAUGAUGCAAAAAUGAAAUUUGCACAUAUUGAUGGUGAUCAUUUGACGCUACUUAAUGUAUAUCAUUCUUUCAAACAACAUAUGGAUGAUGUUCAAUGGUGUUACGAUAAUUAUGUUAAUUAUCGAUCGUUAAAAAGCGGAGAUAAUGUAAGACAACAAUUGAGUAGAAUAAUGGACAGAUUUGUAUUAAAGCGCACUUCAACCGACUUCAAUUCAAAAGAUUAUUACAUUAAUAUUAGAAAAGCUCUUGUUAAUGGGUUUUUCAUGCAGGUAGCGCAUUUAGAGAGAACGGGACAUUAUCUGACUAUUAAAGAUAAUCAAGUGGUACAGCUUCAUCCAAGCAGCUGUCUGGAUCAUAAACCAGAAUGGGUUAUUUAUAAUGAAUUUGUGCUUACAACUAAAAAUUAUAUCAGAACAGUUACUGAUAUUAAACCUGAUUGGUUGCUGAUGAUAGCACCACAAUAUUAUGAUCUACAAAAUUUCCCUCAAUGUGAAGCUAAACGACAACUGGAAAUGAUUCAAGCAAAACUAGAUUCAAAGCAGUAUCAGGAAGGCUUCUAACCUCUAUGUAUUUUAGAAAUGUUUGGAAAUGACACAAAACUGUCGACAGUACUCAGUCAAUCUGCUUCUGUAAUGCAUAAUGAACUUUGGCACUUUUUCACUAUCAAAGUCACAUCACAUAAAAUGUGAGGAGUCAUUUUCUGUUCUUCACUUAAGACACUGAAGAAAUAUUAUAUUUAGGUUUUUGUACAAGCCUAAAAUUAGCUUGUAUAAUGUAAAAAUUGAAUAUUUGAAUACUUUCAACGCUUAAGCUCAAAAAAAAGGAAUGAAAAUGGACACUUAGCUUGAGAUACAGCAAAAAAUAUAGUUAAUAAAAAGAUUAUUUAUGUACAUUUAAGAAAAGAUUUAGUUUUUAAGUAAUUUUUAAUAUAGUAGAGUUUUCACAUUUAAUCAACGUUUACAUUCGGACGUAUUUGAAAUGCCGCUACACGAUAUAGUUUAAUUUACUGUAUAAAUUUAUUAUAUCUAUAUGCAGAAUGUAGAUAUAAUAGAUAAUUUUUGUAUUAAAUGUUGACCAUAUAUUGUGAAGAAGGGAUAUAUAAAAUAGCUACUCCAUAAAUAGUCAAAAAAUAAUCUUUUCAUAUUUGCUUAAAAUCCUCUAAAAUAGGUUCGAUUUUUGCUAAUAUUAGCCUCUAAUAACACAUGUCCAAAAGACUUCUGGAGGACAGCCAAAGGAAACUUUAUGUCUUCUGGACAUGUGUACUAUUAGAGACUAUAUUGCUUUCUCUUUCUCUCUCUUUUUUUUUGGCACGCUAAAUAAAACUUGGUUGUGAUGUUUUUUGCGUUCUAUUUCCUCAAUUUAAAAUAUGUAAGGUGCAGUUAUAGUGACAUUUCUGAUUGAGAUGAGAAUAUGUUGGAUGUAUGACAUUUCUAAUUAGAAUAAAAUUAUAAAAAAAUCACAGAGAGAGCGAGAGAGAGAAAGGAAAAAUUGUAUAUAUUUAUUAUAAACUUUAAUUUUGCAACCUCAACUUUUGUCUAUUGGAACUUUUGUCUAAAUUGGAAAAAAAUAGAGCAAAGCUAAAAAGAUAAUAAGAGAAAUAUUUCUAAACACACUACCAUCUAGACCUAAAAAAUCAAAUCAUUGAAAAAAAUAUUUAUGAUAUAUAUUAGAAUAUAAUCAAAGCAAAGACAAAAAAACGACAACAAGCUGUGACCACAAAAUAUGAAAAACGUAAUAAAAUACCUUCAAUAGCACCUGAAA